GGAUCCCUCAUGAAGAAAGUGAUCUACACGUCAGCUGAUAGAACAAUAUUGUCCCUCUUGACCAUCAUUCACUAAUAACAAGGUGUUUAAUAUGAUGAGCCAUGGUUGAGAGUAGCGACGGGGAGAGUAAGGGGGGGGCGGCGGUGACGUCCUCUGGCACGAUGGAAGGCGUCGCGUCGUCUCAGGUCCUCCCGACGCCGCCGCCAUCACCACCGCGGCCGAUGAUAUGCUACGGGAGGAUUCUACUCGGGGAGAUAACUCCUCUCUUGGCGGCCAUGAAGCGUUCGACACCUAGAUGGUCUGCGCAUCAACAGGACAUGGAGCGCGAUCCUCUCGUCGUGAAGCUCAAAGAACUGCGGACGAGCGUGACUUCCUUAGGCCCGGACGACACCAUGGACCCCAGCACGUUCCUCGACCCAUUUCUGUCGAUAAUUCGCUCCGAGGACACGACCGGCCCGGUGACCAAAAGUGCUCUAGCUGCGGUCAAUAGGAUGCUGAGCUACGGGCUCAUCACAGAGGAGUGCUCCAGCGCCGCCAGCGCCGUGGAGGCCGUGGCCGCCGCCGUCACCCACGCCCGCUUCGUGGGGACCGACCAGGGGGCCGACGAGGUGGUCCUCUGGGAGAUCCUGACGGUCCUGCGUACGCUCAUGCUGGGUCCUGCGGGUCACCUCCUCACCAACGAGUCCGUGUGCGAGAUCCUCAACUCCUCCUUCAGGAUCUGCUUCGAGACGAGGCUGAGCGAGCUCCUGAGGAACUGCACCGAGGAUGCUCUGAGACACAUGGUGCAGCUGUUGUUUGCCCGGCUGCCACAGUUCAAGGACGACCCCAGGGGCCAGGGGCAGGCCAAGAGGCUCAAGAUGAGGGCCGGCGGCGAGGGCAAGGGUAGGAGGAGGGGCAAGUCCCCUCGCCCGACUCCGUCCUCCACUCCUCCGCCGCCCGAACCUCCCCCUUCGGCCGAGGUGCCGGAGGAGGAAGAGGCGGAGGAGGAGGAGGAGGAGGAGGAGGCAGACGCUGGCGUGAAGGAGGAGGCGGAGGAGGAGGCGGAGGAGGAGGAGGCAGACGCUGGCGUGAAGGAGGAGGCGUCGCCAGCAGCUGUCGUCUCUCCGUGCGAGUCGGAGCCGGAGUCCAUCGGUAGCGCCGCGGUGGGAGACACGGCCUCCGUCGACUCGGGCGUCGUGGAGCCCAUCUGCCCCAUCUCCCUCAAGGUGGACAUCUCCAAUGCUCACUUGGCCCCAGAUAACUGCAGCUCUAUGGAGAACCUCGCAUCUCCCGUGACGGAGACCGACGGCGGUCAGUGCACCAAGGGGGGAGAUGUCGAACUGUUGGAGUCCAUCUCCGGAGAAUGCUUGGAGACCGACACGUCGCAGUCGUCGGUGGAGGCGGCGGCAAACCGCGGAAACCCAGAGUCGGAGCCGUCGGAGCCGUCGCCGCCCCGGCCGGAGGACUUACUGCAGGCGGAGAAGGAGGACUUCAUCAAUGCCCAGGGGGUCAAGUUCACACAGGAGGGAGUGAGCGUGGAGGGGGGAGCUCUGGUGCCCUACGGGAUGCCCUGCGUCAGAGAAGUGUUCAGGUUCCUCAUCUCCCUGACUUCCCCAACCAACGAGCAGAACACCCCGUCCAUGAUACUGACGGCCCUCAACCUCCUGACCGUGGGGCUGGAGGUCGGAGCGCACCACAUCAACCACACCACCUCCCUCAUCACUCUCCUCAAGGACCAACUGUGUAGGAAUCUCUUUUUGCUCCUCAAGCCGGAGCACAGACUGGGCAUCUUCAUGGCCUCGCUGCGGAUAUGUACGCUGUUCUGCGAGUCCCUCCGCACGCACUUCAAGUUCCAGAUAGAGAUGUUCCUCGACAAGCUGACGGAGAUCGUCACCUCGGAGACGGCCGGCGUGACGUACGCCCACAAGGAGCUGGCCCUGGAGACCAUCGUCCAGCUGUGGCGCAUCCCCGGCCUGAUAACGGAGCUCUUCCUCAACUACGACUGUGAUCUGUACGCCUCCAACCUGUUCGAGGAUCUGACUAAGGUCCUCUCCAAGAACGCCUUCCCGGUCCAGGGUCUCUACUCCACCAACCUCCUCUCUCUGGAGGCUCUGUUUACGGUCAUCGAGACCAUCGAGGGCCACGGCAGGGCCGGGAACGCCAAACCUUCCGACGCCUCCCGGGAUCCAAAAGGGGUCCCCCUGGUGGUGGCCCCGGUGUCUUCUGGGUACCUCCUGGGGCUGGGUCUUCGCGGGGGGUUCUGCCCCGUCACCCCGCGGCUGAAGGCUCGCUCAGUCCUGACCGACGACCGGACGGUCUCCCGGGAACACCUCGUGGCCCUCAAGGAGAAGAAGAAGCUGCUGGCCGCCGGGACGGACCAGUUCAACGCCAAGCCCGACAGAGGCAUCAAGUUCCUGCAGGACAACGGAAUAAUCGGCCAGACCAACGAGGACGUCGCCCUGUUCCUGAGAGAGAAUCCUCGGCUGUGUAAGAAGAUGAUCGGGGAGCUGGUCAGCAGGAAGAAGAACAUGGACAUUCUCUCCGCCUUCGUCAGGUCCUUCGAGUUCCGGGCCCUGAGGGUGGACGAGGCCCUGCGCACCUUCCUGGAGAGCUUCAGGCUGCCCGGAGAAGCUCCGCUCAUCUCCAUCAUCAUCGAGCACUUCUCCUCCCACUGGCACCUGAGCAACGAGGAGCCGUUCGGGAAGGAGGACGCGGCCUUCACCCUGGCCUACGCCAUCAUCAUGCUCAACGUGGACCAACACAACCAGAAUGCCAAGAAGCAGAACGUGCCCAUGACCCUCGACCAGUUCAGGAACAACCUGCGCGGGGUCAACGACGGGGCCGACUUCGACCCCGACAUGCUGGAGGAGAUAUACGACGCCAUCCGUCUGGACGAGAUAGUGAUGCCGUCGGAACACACGGGCCCGGUGAGGGAGAACUACCUGUGGAAGAUGUUACUCAAGAGAGGGGCCACCAAGGAGGGCCGGUACGUCCUGGCCAACGGCAACACCGCCUUCGACCGCGACCUGUUCGCCCUCUCUUGGGGCCCCACCAUCGCCUCCCUCUCUUACGUGUUCGACAAGUCCUCCGACGAUGCCAUCGUCCAGAGGGCCGUGUCGGGUUUCAGGAAGUGCGCCUCCAUCUCCGCCAGGUACGGCAUGAGCGACGUGUUCGACAACCUGGUCGUGUCUCUGUGUAAGUUCACCACCCUGACGGCCUCGUCCGGGGAGGCGCCGGAGCACGUGACCGCCUCGUUCGGGGCCAACAAGAAGGCCCAGCUGGCGGCCAGGACGGUGUUGGGGCUGGCCACCUCUCACGGGGACAUCCUGAGGGACGGCUGGAAGAACAUCCUGGACCUGCUCCUGCAGCUGUUCCGCUGUAGACUCCUGCCGUCCACCCUGGCGGAGAGCGAAGACUUCGUGGAGACCGGCGGCCGAGUCAGCCUCCUGAGGGAGACUCCCGCCGCCGUGCCCAGGGUGGAGUCCGGCCUCCUGUCCUCGCUCUACUCCUACAUCUCCCUCGGGGACGCAGGGACGACCCGGGGAGCCGACCCGGAGGACGCGGAGCUGUCCCGGCGGGCGAGGACCUGCAUCCUGGAGUGUCGCCCGGAGAAGCUGGUGACGGAGUCCGCCUUCCUCCGCUGCGACUCCCUCCACGAGCUGCUCAAGGCCAUGAUGGGUGCGGGGGACGCCAGCACCCUCGGGGAGGCCGGGGUGGGGUCGAGGGGCGGCCCGACGGAGGGGGGGCCGGGGGGGGGCCUCGACGAACACAGCCAGGCGUUCCUCCUGGAGUUGGUCAUACAGGUCCUGGUGGCCAACAAAGACCGGGCCCUGGGGGUGUGGCCCGGGGUACGCAACCACAUCUACGCCCUUCUGAUGGGUGCAGCCGCUGCGGACCGCCAGUUCCUGUUGGAGCGUUGCGUCGUGGCCAUGUUACGUCUGGCUAAAGUCCUCCUCAGACGGCCCAACCUGGCCAACCCCAUACUGCAAGGGUUCCGUAUGUUAUUGUUGCUGCGGCCGUCGGUGCUGCUGCGUAUCUCACUACAGGUUGUGUGCGGCCUACGGGAGGUUUUAAGCGUAAACACGGACCAUAUCCAAGACCCCAACGACUGGGCGGUGUUGUUCAACCUACUCGAGUGUGCUGGGGCUGGGGCUAAACCUCCUCCCAUUGUUAACUCCGAGCAGGCCGAUGCUACGAGUGAUGCAGGAUCCUUAUCGGACAGCGACAUGGGCAGUACCUCAGGGAUCGAUUCCGGCCACUGCACGGAAGGCGGGGCGAGUGAUUCUGCCGAGCCGUCGAGCCCCAUGGCCGCCCCAGAACACACCGAAGGAGUUAAGCCCAGUCAGCGUUCUCGAGCAGCCAGUCCCGAUCCUCUACACAAUACUGGGGGCUGGAUUCUGGUCGGCCGAGAAGGCGAGAUCGAACCCGUGGCCGUACGAGCCGUGGCCGUAAACGAAUGGGACAUCGUACACCAGAGACAGCUGGGUGAACACCGCCCUGAAGCACUGGUCCAAGCCGUCGACACCCUAAUGUUCCUGGUGAGAGAUCGACGCAUCACUCACUCCAGUCUACCCUCUGCUGUCCAGGCUUGUCGGACGUUCGUGGAGGCUACCUUGCACGGAGGCCAGACGGAAAAACGCUCCGCGCAGAAGGAGAGCUUGAGGUCUCCGUCGCGUCGCAAGACCGGCGGGCGACGCAAGGACGACAAGACGACCUCCCGGAGACCCAAAUCUCCGACUAACGGCCCCAACGCCUACGACGCCGAUGAAUCCGACUCCGACGACGUUCCCAUGACCUAUCAGCAGGUGUCGGAGAAGCUAUUGGACCUCAUGGAUACGCUACACACCGCCUCCAGCGAGAUCGUCGGAUUGGGUGAUCAGUCGACCAAUCAUCAGGCCUCGUCGCCCUCUCUCUGGCCACAGGCGCUUUGUCCCCUCCUUCAGGGUAUCGCUCGUUACUGCUGCGAUUCUCGGGCCACGAUCCGCAACAUGGCCAUGACGUACCUCCAACGAGCGCUACUCAACCACGACCUCCAGGCUCUGAGCGCAGGGGAGUGGGAGGCCUGCUUCAAUAAGGUCCUCUUCCCUCUAUUGGCCAAGCUCCUACAGCCUCUCCCUGGGUCGAGUCCUGCGUCCUUGGAGGAAACUCGGGUCCGCGCGGCCACUCUCGUCCAGAAGGUGUAUCUUCGACACCUGACGCCUUUGUUGACGCUGCCAACGUUCACCGCUCUUUGGCUGACGAUCCUCGACUUCAUGGAUAAAUACCUCAAUAUCCACCGCUCGGAUCACCUGAGCGACGCCAUCCCGGAGAUCUUGAAGAACAUGCUAUUGGUCAUGGAGACGACUCAGGUCUUCCACACGGCCGACGGCUUCACGCGGCUGUGGACGAUAACAUGGGACCGCAUCGACGCCUUCCUACCCGACUUCCGACAUAAUCUGUUCCGUAGUCAUCCGCCGUCUGAGAUACACAAGAUCGAGGUCGUACCAUCGGAGACCACGACCAAGUCUCCGUCAUCAUCCCAUCCCACGACCCCAGAUGGCAGCAGAGUAAGCACGGGACCCCAGGGAACCCCAUCGGCGACCUCCUGUACCCCAGAGACGUUACCCCAGGCAGCUACUGAUGUGGACCCCGCCAGUCCCACGGCUGACGGGGGGGCAGAGCCUUUCGCCCCCCCUACGUUACGAGAACAACAAGCCGCGAGGUUAUCACUGAGUCAAGACGCCCUACCAACUUGUUACAGCAACGCGGUGAUUCUCCAGCCACCGUUACCAACCCUCUUGCCCGUUAACUUCACCCCUCCUGCGUCUCUGACCGCGGCGACGACUUCUUCUUCUCCUCAGAUGCUGUCAACAACCCCCCUGGCCGGUGGGAGUUUGAUCGCUAGCCCCGUACCUCCCGCCCUGCCUCACCUCGCCCCCUCACCCCCUCCUCCCCCCCAGGUCGAUCCACCAAAACCUCUCCCGCCCAUAUUCCGCGUGGAGCCUCCGACCCCACCCACGUCUUCCCGGAACGACGGGCGGAGGUCGUCGUCGCCGCCCGUGCACCGCCCCGUCGACCCGUCGUUCCCCCACACACCCACUACCACACCCCACACACCCACUACCACACCCCACACCACACCCCACACACCCAUUCCACCUUCAGAGGCUUGCAUCCACCUCAAUCAGGAUGAACUGGCAACAUCUACGAGUCAUGAUACACUUGAUAGCUCCGUCUCCUCUAGCCGCCCUAAGCAAGUUUCUGGACCAUCGACGCAGCACGAACGCGUACAGAACGCGAGUCCGUGUCACCCAGAAGCCUAUCAGUACACGCCAACGCACCCCACUCCCCAUCGGAUGACGAACGUUGCCUCUGAAUUCCCGCCGACGAACUUACUCAAUCAACCUAUGCAGACGAACUUGUCAUUUGAUCAGAUGCCAACAAAUGCACAAUAUCAUCCCAUGCAAACAAACACACACACGAACGCACCCUUUGACUCCACACCAACAAACGCACACUAUUACCCCAUGCAAGCAAACGCACCCUUUGACUCCACACCAACAAACGCACACUAUUACCCCAUGCAAGCAAACGCACCCUUCGAGUCCACACCAACAAACGCACACUAUUACCCCAUGCAAGCAAAUGCACCCUUUGACUCCACACCAACAAACGCACACUAUUACCCCAUGCAAGCAAACGCACCCUUUCACCACACACCAACACUGCCCGAUACCAUAAAUGGGUCUUUCCCGCUACCACUCACCACGACGCACCCUGACACGCACCCUAACACACACCCUGACAUGCACCCUGACACGCACACACACGACCCCAAUGCUCUUAACGUCACCGGCAGCUACAUCCCGAACGACGUCAACAAACCAGCCACGACACAGAUCACCUCUAAUGAUGUUUCUCUCACCACCUAUGCCGACACCACUACCACCACUGCCAUCACUACCACCACUACCACCACUGCCAUCACUACCACCACUACCACCACCACUAAACCAGGGUCAAUUUUCCCACUCUCUCUACCAUCAUUCCUCAAUCCAUUUGCUGUGGAAGUUGACGUAGAGUUGGAAGCAGCGGCCGGUGACGUCGACCCCAGACCCUCGGCAGUAGACCCCGUCACGGUCGAACCUUCCUCCUCCUCCUCUUCCUCCUCCCCGGGGCAUGAUUCAGCAUCUUAUGUUGUCAAGGACUCAUCACUCGCCUACCGUCCGAUGUCAAUACUCUUCGGCCAAUCAGGCGAGGCCCAACCUUACCCCGUGGAAGCGUCGGGAUCAACAGAGCCUCCGACACAGGGCCGGCCUCCUCCCGUAGACUCCUCCGAAGUGGACGGAGUGGUGGAGGGCGGAGGAGGCGGCCAACAGCAGGUGACACAGGCUGUUCCGCUCCUGUUGACAAGUUCGGUGCUCCAUCCUCCUCCUCCGUUGACGCUCCUGCCUCUGGGGUCCCAAGUGGGAUCUGAGAGCAGCGAGUGAGGUGAACCUUUGGUGAACAUUCCUGUAGAAGAUUAUAUAUAUGUGUUGUGACUCAGGGUAGGUGUUGAGUGUGAGACCUUUGAGAACACCUGUGAUGGCGUUAAGUGUUGCUAGGAUUGUGAGAACACCUGUGAUGGCGUUAAGUGUUGCUAGAUGCUAAUGAGGGAACUCUGAAAACACCUGUGAUGGCGUUAAGUGUUGCUAGAUGCUAAUGAGGGAACUCUGGAAACACCUGUGAUGGCAUUAAGUGUUGCUAGAUGCUAAUGAGGGAACUCUGAAAACACCUGUGAUGGCGUUAAGUGUUGCUAGAUGCUAAUGAGGGAACUCUGAAAACACCUGUGAUGGCGUUAAGUGUUGCUAGAUGCUAAUGAGGGAACUCUGAAAACACCUGUGAUGGCGUUAAGUGUUGCUAGAUGCUAAUGAGGGAACUCUGAAAACACCUGUGAUGGCAUUAAGUGUUGCUAGAUGCUAAUGAGGGGACUCUGAAAACAGUAAUUAUGGCGUCAAGUGUUGCUAUAGGCUAGUGUUACACCUGUUUUGACGUCAGUGUUGCCAUAUGUCAAUGAACAGACUUUGAAAAGAAUAUUUAUGGCAUCAGUGUUGCCAAAUGACAUGAGGGAAAAUUCUCAAAGGACUGUAUGAGGCUUCAGUCAUACCACACACCUCAUAAGCGAACACUUCAACGCCGAUCGCUGCUUCACCGAGAAGUUCAUAUAUACAUGAGUUAUAAUCAUGUUUCCUAUUAGUUGGAUUUACGUUCAAAUACUAACGUUAUAUAGCUACAGCGGAACCUCCAUAUAACGGACUAUAUCUCUAACGGAGCCUCGAUAUAAUGGACUUUCCUCACCAUAUAGUUUGUUAGUUUGGGGUUCUACAUCUAACGGAACCUCGAUAUAAUGGACUUUCCUCUCCAUAUAAUCCGUUACAUUGGGGUUCUACAUCUAACGGAACCUCGAUAUAAUGGACUUUCACCUGUAUAUAGUUCGUUAGAUGGAGGUUUCACACACAGAGCCUCGAUAUAACGAACUUUCCUCUACAUAAUAUAUAGUUCCUUAAAUAGAGGUUUCACUGUUAAUAGACAAUUGUAAUAGAUAUAUUUAUUCUCUGCGUCCAGAUUAUGGUCGACGAGGCUCUGUUGGUGUGAAAGUUUAAAUAAAUAAAUAAAUAUAUCCCAUUUUA
Messenger RNA from Homarus americanus (American lobster), 8627 nucleotides. It is a transcript of the gene garz, whose product is annotated as Golgi-specific brefeldin A-resistance guanine nucleotide exchange factor 1-like. The transcript has 17 exons. NCBI's taxonomy places the organism in Eukaryota, Metazoa, Arthropoda, Malacostraca, Decapoda, Nephropidae. Gene Ontology annotation, biological process: carbohydrate metabolic process; regulation of ARF protein signal transduction. Gene Ontology annotation, molecular function: hydrolase activity, hydrolyzing O-glycosyl compounds; guanyl-nucleotide exchange factor activity; polysaccharide binding. Bases 102 to 7448 code for a protein of 2448 amino acids. The record is from RefSeq and is a predicted model, not a curated record.